Lottia gigantea (owl limpet) is the source of this 1224-nucleotide messenger RNA. RefSeq lists its product as hypothetical. The record is from RefSeq and is a predicted model, not a curated record. The coding region runs from base 1 to 1224 and encodes 407 amino acids. NCBI's taxonomy places the organism in Eukaryota, Metazoa, Mollusca, Gastropoda, Lottiidae. The transcript has a single exon.
AUGGAGUUAAGUUCUAUAAUCACAAGCAAGACCUCUAUAAUCACAAGCAAGACCUCUAUAAUCACAAGCAAGACCUCUAUAAUCACAAGCAAGACUUCUAUAAUCACAAGCAAGACCUGUAUAAUCACAAGCAAGACCUGUAUAAUCACAAGCAAGACCUCUAUAAUCACAAGCAAGACCUGUAUAAUCACAAACAAGACCUCUAUAAUCACAAGCAAGAACUGUAUAAUCACAAGCAAGACCUGUAAAAUCACAAGCAAGACCUCUAUAAUCAAAAGCAAGACCUGUAUAAUCACAAGCAAGACCUCUAAUCACAAACAAGACCUGUAUAAUCACAAGCAAGACCUCUAUAAUCACAAACAAGACCUGUUUAAUCACAAGCAAGACCUCUAUAAUCACAAGCAAGACCUGUAUAAUCACAAGCAAGACCUGUACAAUCACAAGCAAGACAUGUAUAAUCACAAGCUGGACCUCUAUAAUCAAAAGCAAGACCUCUAUAAUCACAAGCAAGACCUCUAUAAUCAAAAGCAAGACCUCUAUAAUCACAAGCAAGAUCUCUAUAAUCACAAGCAAGACCUCUAUAAUCACAAGCAAGACCUCUAUAAUCACAAGCAAGACCUGUAUAAUCACAAACUAGACCUGUAUAAUCACAAGCAAGACCUCUAUAAUCACAAGCAAGACCUCUAUAAUCACAAGCAAGACCUCUAUGAUCACAAGCAAGACCUCUAUAAUCACGAGCAAGAUCUCUAUAAUCACAAGCAAGACCUCUAUAAUCAAAAGCCAGACGUCUAUAAUCACAAGCAAGACUUGUAUAAUCACAAGCUAGACCUCUAUAAUCAAAAGCUAGACCUGUAUAAUCACAUGCAAGACCUCUAUAAUCACAAGCAAGACCUGUAUAAUCACAAGCAUGACCUCUAUAAUCACAAGCAAGACCUGUAUAAUCACAAGCUAGACCUGUAUAAUCACAAGCAAGACCUGUAUAAUCACAAGCUAGACCUGUAUAAUCACAAGCAAGACCUGUAUAAUCACAAGCAUGACCUCUAUAAUCACAAGCAUGACCUGUAUAAUCACAAGCAUGACCUGUAUAAUCACAAGCAUGACCUGUAUAAUCACAAGCAUGACCUCUAUAAUCACAAGCAAGACCUGUAUAAUCACAAGCUGACCUGUAUAAUCACAAGCAUGACCUGUAUAAUCACAAACAAGACCUGUAUAAUCACAAGCUAG